AUGGCGGCAAAAGUCACGAAGAAGACAAAGACUGUUGCAACAAAAGGACAAGAUGAAAAUCUCAAGAAAAUGACAGUCAAAGAGCUCAAAGAACGCUUGAACGCGUACGGCUUGGACGCGACCGGUUUGAAACCAGAACUCUUGAAACGACUGGAAACGUUUUUGACGUCCUCGAUGAUGCAAACGACGACAAAUGGGAGUGGUGGUGAUGGUGAUGAUGGCGAAAACGAUUUGAACAUUGAAACGUUGCGAGACGAAGCGAAGAAGAAAGCCGAGGACGCCAUCGCAAAGUUUGAGAUGAAGAACAAGGAAGAAGAUGACGAAGAUGAAAAGCCUCGCAAACGCGUCAUCACGGAGGAAGACCACUUGCCGACAAAUGUGGCGGCGGAGGAGGAGAAGAAGAGUGGUAAAAAAAGAGGACGAGGAGGAGGCGCUUUGGCGUCGGCGUCGUCCUCGAGGAGGAGGAAAGUGAGAACGAUCAGCGAGUCCGACGAGGAAGAGGAAGAAGACCAAGAGGAAGAAGAAGAAGAAGAAGAAGAAGAAGAAGAAGAAGAAGAAGAAGGGAAUGAAAAGAAACGUCGCCGCGAUGGUGGUAAAUCGAAGAAGAGAAGAGGGAAAAAAGAGUACGAAGACGAAGACGAAGAAAAAGCCGUUGAAGUUGAAUACGAAUCGACCAAAUCUAUUCCGUGCGUUGGAAACGAAGGACGAAUCAUCGGCAAAGGCGGCGCUAAGAUUCGCGAGUUGCAAGCGAAGUACGAAGUCGUCAUGCAAUUGAACAGAGAGAACGGAUGCGUGGAAAUCAUGGGCGAUCGAACGAACGUUCUCGAGUGCGAAGUCGAGAUUCUGAGAAUCAUAGAAGAAGGCACGGCGAGGAACGCGGAGAAAGAGAAGCAAUUACAAAACCAAGGACGAGGUGGUCAACAUCAUCAAAGAGGCGAAAGAGGCGGAAGAGGAGAAGAAAAGAGAGGAGGAGGAGACAGAGGAGGAGGAGGACAAGGAAGAGAGGAAAUUCCGUGUGCCGGGAUGGAAGGUCGUAUCAUCGGUAAAGGCGGCGAGACGAUUCGAAGACUCGAAGCGGAUUCCGGCGCGAGAGUGAGAAUCAAUCGCGAACGGUUAGUGUGCGAGAUUUCUGGCGAACCCGGGUGCGUGGAAACGGCCGUUCGGUUGGUGCACGAACUGAUGGCGAGCAGCGGCGCGGAUAGAGGCGGCGGCGGCGGUCAACAAGGAAGACAACAACAACAAAACGUUUACGGAGGACAAGCUUUCGGGCAACAACAACAUCAAAUAUACGGUCAACCCGCCGCCGCCGCCACCACCACCACCACCCAAGUGUAUGGCGCAGCCGCUGCCACGUACGGUCAGCCGGCGGCUUCUUCUCACGUCGCCACAGCCGUUGCUCCCGUCUACGGCCAACAACAACAACAAUAUUCGUACGGUACCCAACAACAAGUGUACGGUCAAGCGACGGCGCCCACUUCGUCCGCCGCUCCCGUCUACGGCCAACAAGUGUACGGUCAACAAGUGCAACAAGUCGCCCCGCCCCCGGUAGCGCGUCAUCAUCCGAUUUCCUCCUUACCCCCCGAUUGGGAAGAAGUCAACCAAGACGGACAAAUUUACUACUGGAACACUCGCACGAAUUUGACCCAAUACGAGAGACCCGUUUAA
This is a messenger RNA of Bathycoccus prasinos, 1665 nucleotides long. RefSeq lists its product with no specific name. Gene Ontology annotation, molecular function: protein binding; RNA binding. NCBI's taxonomy places the organism in Eukaryota, Viridiplantae, Chlorophyta, Mamiellophyceae, Mamiellales, Bathycoccaceae. Bases 1 to 1665 code for a protein of 554 amino acids. The transcript has a single exon. The record is from RefSeq and is a predicted model, not a curated record.